This is a messenger RNA of Scophthalmus maximus (turbot), 5521 nucleotides long. RefSeq lists its product as uncharacterized. Lineage: Eukaryota; Metazoa; Chordata; Actinopteri; Pleuronectiformes; Scophthalmidae. The coding region runs from base 665 to 4036 and encodes 1123 amino acids. The transcript has 2 exons. The record is from RefSeq and is a predicted model, not a curated record. Gene Ontology annotation, molecular function: protein binding; zinc ion binding.
GGGCGAUAAAACUAUAACGAUAUGUAGACACGUAAUCAAUAUCAAUAGAAAAUGCGAUCGAUAGAACGUUUUGAUAAUUUUUUUUUCCUCGUUGGAAGAAACUGGAGCAAAGAGUCUAGCUACGCCGGCCGCUAGCAUACGAAUCUGCCAAAGGAGUUAAUUAAAUGUGAGAAAAAAUAAACAUUUUGAUUGAUUAUUAAUUUUAAGAUCAUUUGAUUUGAUAUUAUAUAUCCUAGUUUAUCUAUGUUUUCACCAAUGAAAAUGUUUUGAUUGAAAAUUUAGGGAAAAAGACAUCAACAAAUCUUGAAGUGCCACAGUGUAUUCAAGUAGAAACAAAUCAAAGAGGUGAGCAGGUUUUAAUUGAUUCUUCAUUGUAAAUGAUUAAACAAAGUCCGGCUGCUCCUCUUCCUGGAUUGUAUAAAGUCUGAUCACCCUCCCUCUUCUUCCUGCUCUCAAACACAGCGAGCUCCACCCUGUCCACAGGUUUCCUGGUUCCCUCCCCUUUAGAUUUACAAGUUGAAGAUGGGUGGAACCAACAUGUGGUGAAGUGUCAGAGCUGACAGGCCCCGUUCACUGUGCAGACACAUGUUGUUGAGAUCAGAGAUCAGACUUCAGUUUCACUUCUCAGACACUGAAACUCAGUCGUUCGUCACUGAGAGGUGAAAUGUCGCAGAAAGGAGUUCAGCUGGAGCGGGAAUCCCUCUCUUGUUCCAUCUGUCUGGAUCUAAUGAAGGAUCCGGUGACUAUUCCCUGUGGACACAGCUACUGUAUGAGCUGUAUUAAAACCCACUGGGACAAUGAGGAUGAGAAGAGGAUCUACAGCUGCCCUCAGUGUAGACAGACCUUCACACUGAGACCUGUCCUGGUGAAAAACACCAUGUUGGCUGAUUUAGUGGAGCAGUUGAAGAAAACUGGACUCCAAGCUGCUCCUGCUGAUCACUGCUACGCUGGAGCUGAAGACGUGGCCUGUGAUUUCUGCACUGGGAGAAAACUGAAAGCCGUCAAGUCCUGUUUGGUUUGUUUGGUCUCUUAUUGUGAGAAAGACCUCCAGCCUCAUUAUGAUGUUCCUCCGUUUAAGAAGCACAAGCUGGUGGACCCCACCAACAAGCUCCAGGAGAACAUCUGCUCUCAUCACGAUGAGGUGAUGAAGAUGUUCUGCCGCACUGAUCAGCAGUGUAUCUGUUACCUCUGCUCUGUGGACGAACAUAAAGGCCACGACACAGUCUCAGCUGCAGCAGAAAGGACCGAGAGGCAGAGAGAGCUCGAGCUGAGUCGACAACAAAUCCAGCAGAGAGUCCAGGACAGAGAGAAAGAUGUGAAGCUGCUUCAACAGGAGCUGGAGGCUGUCAAUGGCUCUGCUGACAAAGCAGUGGAGGACAGUGAGAAGAUCUUCACUGAGAUGAUCCGUCUGGUGGAGAAAAGAAGCUCUGACGUGAAGCAGCAGAUCAGAUCCCAGCAGGAAACUGAAGUGAAUCUAGUCAAAGAUCUUCAGGAGAAGCUGGAGCAGGAGAUCACUGAGCUGAAGAGGAAAGACGCUGAACUGAAGCAGCUCUCACACACAGAGGAUCACAACCAGUUUCUACACAACUACCCCUCACUGUCACCACUCAGUCCGUCUACACACUCAUCCAGCAUCGACAUCCAUCCUCUCAGGUACUUUGAGGCUGUGACAGCAGCUGUGUCAGAGGUCAGAGGUCGACUACAGGACGUCCUGACCGAGUCAGAGACAAACAUCUCACGGACAGUGACUCAAGUGGAUGUUUUACUGCCACAACCAGAGCCCAAGACCAGAGAGGAAUUCUUAGCAUAUUCACAGGAAAUCACACUGGAUCCAAACACAGCAAACACAUAUCUGUUAUUAUCUGAGGGAAACAGAAAAGUAACAUAUAUGACAGAAGAACAGUUUUAUUCUAGUCACCCAGACAGAUUAACUGCUUGGCCUCAGGUCCUGAGUAGAGAGAGUCUGACUGGACGUUGUUACUGGGAGGUGGAGUGGAGAGGAGGAGUUAUUGUAGCAGUCGCAUACAAGAAUAACUUCAGAGCAGGGGGCUCAGGAAAAUGUUUAUUUGGAUUAAAUGACAAAUCUUGGAGAUUGGAUUGUUUUAAAAACAGUUAUAACUUUUGUUACAACAGUAUCAGAACUGCAGUCUCAGGUCCUCGGUCCUCCAGAGUCGGAGUGUACCUGGAUCACAGUGCAGGUGUUCUGUCCUUCUACAGCGUCUCUGACACCAUGACUCUCCUCCACAGAGUCCAGACCACAUUCACUCAGCCGCUCUGUGCUGGAGUUUAUCUUUAUGAUGAAGGAUUCACAGCUGAGUUCUGUAAACUCAAAAACUCAGACAGUCGUUCGUCACUGAGAGGUGAAAUGGCGCAGAAAGGAGUUCAGCUGGAGCGGGAAUCCCUCUCUUGUUCCAUCUGUCUGGAUCUACUGAAGGAUCCGGUGACUAUUCCCUGUGGACACAGCUACUGUAUGAGCUGUAUUAAAACCCACUGGCACAAAGAGGAUGAGAAGAGGAUCUACAGCUGCCCUCAGUGUAGACAGACCUUCACACUGAGACCUGUCCUGGUGAAAAACAUCAUGUUUACUGAUUUAGUGGAGCAGUUGAAGAAGACUGGACUUCAAGCUGCUCCUGCUGAUCACUGCUACGCUGGAGCUGAAGAUGUGGCCUGUGAUUUUUGCACUGGGAGAAAACUGAAAGCCGUCAAGUCCUGUUUGGUUUGUUUGGUCUCUUAUUGUGAGAAACACCUCCAGCCUCAUUAUGAUGUUCCUCCGUUAAAGACGCACAAGCUGGUGGACCCCACCAAGAAGCUCCAGGAGAACAUCUGCUCUCGUCACGAUGAGGUGAUGAAGAUGUUCUGCCGUACUGAUCAGCAGUGUAUCUGUUAUCUCUGCUCUGUGGAUGAACAUAAAGGCCACGACACAGUCUCAGCUGCAGCAGAAAGGACCGAGAGGCAGAGAGAGCUCGAGCUGAGUCGACAACAAAUCCAGCAGAGAGUCCAGGACAGAGAGAAAGAUGUGAAGCUGCUUCAACAGGAGCUGGAGGCUGUCAAUGGCUCUGCUGACAAAGCAGUGGAGGACAGUGAGAAGAUCUUCACUGAGAUGAUCCGUCUGGUGGAGAAAAGAAGCUCCGACGUGAAGCAGCAGAUCAGAUCCCAGCAGGAAACUGAAGUGAGUCGAGUCAAAGAUCUUCAGGAGAAGCUGGAGCAGGAGAUUACUGAGCUGAAGAGGAAAGACGCUGAACUGAAGCAGCUCUCACACACAGAGGAUCACAACCAGUUUCUACACAACUACCCCUCACUGUCACCACUCAGUCCGUCUACACACUCAUCCAGCAUCGACAUCCGUCCUCUCAGGUACUUUGAGGCUGUGACAGCAGCUGUGUCAGAGGUCAGAGGUCGACUACAGGACGUCCUGACUGAGUCAGAGACAAACAUCUCACUGACAGUGACUCAAGUGGAUGUUUUACUGUCACAACCAGAGCCCAAGACCAGAGAGGAAUUCUUAACAUAUUCACAGGAAAUCACACUGGAUCCAAACACUGCAAUGACACGUCUGUUAUUAUCUGAGGGAAACAGAAAAGUAACAUUUAUGAAAGAAGAACAGUUUUAUUCUAGUCACCCAGACAGAUUCACUGUUUGGCCUGGGGUCCUGAGUAGAGAGAGUCUGACUGGACGUUGUUACUGGGAGGUGGAGAGGAGAGGAAGAGUUAAUGUAGCAGUCACAUACAAGAAUAUCAUCAGAGCAGGGAUCUCACAGGAAUGUGCAUUUGGAUUCAAUGACAAAUCUUGGUCGUUAGAUUGUUUUAAAAACAGUUAUAACUUUUGUUACAACAGUAUCAUCACUCCAGUCUCAGGUCCGGUGUCCUCCAGAGUCGGAGUGUACCUGGAUCACAGUGCAGGUGUUCUGUCCUUCUACAGCGUCUCUGACACCAUGACUCUCCUCCACAGAGUCCAGACCACAUUCACUCAGCCGCUCUUUGCUGGAGUUCAUCUUUAUAAUGUAGGAGUCACAGCUGAGUUCUGUAAACUCAAAUAAGACCUGAGUCAUUUAAAGAGCAGUGAGUUAAACUCUGCGUUUAAACCUUUUAACUUCUUUUCUCUCAUGUUUGUGGCUCAAAGCUCAUCGUUGUUGUUGUUGUUGUUGUGACAUUUGUGGCUCUGCACAGAGAUCAGCUGUCAAUCAAACACUGUGCUUUGCCGUCUCCUCAUUCGUUGUUCUGUCGAUGUUUGAGUUCGUCGAGUCGGAGCUGGAGCCGUGGACGAUCUCACUGCUCACGUUGAUGUUCGUUCACCUCCACUGACUCGUCUCCACUUGAGAAUAUAAACGUGCCUGUGCUCUAAACGUUUAAUGGGACUUUUUUCUGAAUAGUCAUCAUACUGAUCAUUAACAGAUUGAAUACAUUUGAUGCUCUGAUGAAGAAUGAAAAGGUCCAGUGUGAUUUCGGUUUCAGAGCUUUUUUCCCCUCUGGAAACAGCUUCCUGCUGCUGUUAUUAAAUCAAACUUUGUAAUGUGAAAAUUCUACUGUCACUCAACGUCGUUUAUUUCUUCACUUUCCCUCACACAAGCAGUUUAAUGAACAAAAACCAAUCAACCUUCACCAUGUUGGUGGCAGAGCAGGAAACAGCCACACAAGUCAUUUGGAUCAGUUGUGUUGGUGUUUUACUACACAAAUGUUCUGUUGUGUCAUUUAGCUGUGAUGACUUGUUGGACAUAAUAGCAAUGUACCACACACACAAUAUGUUUUCCUGUGUAUGAUAUCAAAACAACAACAGCAGCUUGAUUGUCUGAUAAAAUGUUUAUAAAACGACCAACGUUGACUUGAUGUUGAAAUUAUUCUUCACCUUGGAAACAUUGCUUGUCAAACAAAUCUCCCCACCAGGUCCAAUCUGUUGCUAUACUGUCUCAACACCAAUGAGAUUUCCUUAAUAAUCAAUAUGGGUUUUUUUAUAUUUAAUGACCUCUGACACGGAGGUUAUGUUUUCACACGUAUCCCUUUGUUCCUUUGUUGGUCAGAUUAAUUACUGCUAAUCAGAUUUUCAUGAAACCUGGUGGAAAGAUGGGACAUGGGCCAAAAAAAAGAUCUCUUACAGUUUGGUGUUGAUCUGAUCAAUGACACUUAAAAAUAAAAUCAUGUUCUUAAAUAUUGUGAGACGAUUUUACCACAUUUUCACUGAUUUCCCUGGAAAUGAUUCACGGGUCUUGAUGAGUAAAUCAGGUAUAUUUCAGGGACUGAUGAGUAUGAGUGUGUACAAUGUGAUGUGGAUCCAGAUCAAGAUGUAACUGUGCUUCACGUGAGGACUGUUGGGCCUCGGCUGAGGUUCGCUCUCUCCUGAGUUAUAUUCCAGCUCUUUGAACACUGUUCUGUUUGACCUUGUGUUGCUGACGCUCAGGUUGAACACAGAUUUCAUCCUGUACUGUUUCCAUGUUGAGUGCAAGAGUGUGAUCUACUGUAAGAUGACAAGUUUGGAAGAAAUUGAUAAAUCAUAUUAUCAAUAAAGGCUUUUCUUUUAAAGAAUGAAA